GUUUGCAACUUAAAUGUUUAAAAAUUAGUAUUGUUAUACAACUAUUUUUUUUAUUUAAAAAAAAAAAAUUAACUUUUGAUUCUUCUAUUUACAACAGGUUCUAACACUUGAUAUUUGACAUCAAAUAACAGACGGAAACAAAUGGAUAAUCUAAAUAACAUUAAAAAAAGAAACAAAGAUACUUUGAAUGACAAUGAGUCAGUGGAUGUUAUUGAUGCGCCUCCAAAGAUGCCUAAAAUGCAUGAGGAUGGGGCUUCCAUUUCAAAACAAAAAAAUUUGAUUCAAAUCAACGAAAGUUGUUCAAGUACCCAAAUCAGUUCGGAAAAUAUAAUAAGGGAACAAGAGACAGUUUCAGUCAGGAAUGACGAGGAAGGUAUAGAAUUUUCGCACAUAAGAUAUUUUCCUAAAAAGCCAACAAUAGAUUUAUCGAAGGUUGAUUUCAAGUUAAACUCUGAUAACUUUUAUGAUACUAACACUUUUCCAAGAGGAACUUUAACAAUAAUAAAUGUAAAAAACUUUAUGAAAUCUUCUGGUCGGCAUGAUGACCCUAGAUUAGGUACAGAUGUUGAUGCACAGAGUUUAUGUGAUCUUUUUCUAAAAUUAGGUUUUAAAAUAGAUAGGUUAGAUAAUCCCAAGUCAACUGAUGUAUUAAACAUACUGCAGCAGGCAGCAAAUGAAGAUUAUUCUUCAAUGAGUUGUUGUGUGGUGGCAUUACUAUCACAUGGAGAAAAGGGUAAAAUUAUUUGCACAAACGAAUCUUUAAAUAUAAGGGAAAUAACAAAUCUAUUCUGCACUAAUGCUUUAGCCGGAAAACCAAAAUUAUUUUUAAUUCAAGCAUGUCGAGGAACAAAAUACAUGGAAUCAAUAGACACGGUUGAUGGUUUCGGACCUGGAUUGUCAAAUGAAUCAAAUGUCCUAGAUGUAACUGUUGAAAGCGAUUUUUUGUACGCUUAUUCAACAGUUCAAAGUUAUUAUAGCUGGAGAAAUCAAAAAUCUGGUUCGUGGUUCAUUAAUGCUGUUGUUUCUGUCUUUCGUGAUUAUGCCCAUAAAAUGGACGUUUUACGACUUUUAACACGCGUAAACAAAGAAGUAAGCAAAGAAACGUCGAAAACCAAUAAUCUAACGAAAGAUAAUAAAAAACAAAUCGGUUCACUAAUCUCUCUAUUGCGAAAAGAGUUAUUUUUCUUUCCAUAUGAUGAACCUAUGGAAUCCGUAUAAGAUAGAUAUUUUAAAAAAUAUUUAAAUCAACGUCUUGUUUUUCAUAUUUUGUAGAAAACUGAAAUUUAUGACUGAAUUUCAAA
Molecule: messenger RNA, 1301 nt
Organism: Hydra vulgaris (swiftwater hydra)
Lineage: Eukaryota; Metazoa; Cnidaria; Hydrozoa; Anthoathecata; Hydridae
Product: caspase-3-like
Biological process (GO): proteolysis; positive regulation of neuron apoptotic process; apoptotic process
Cellular component (GO): cytoplasm
Source: RefSeq, a predicted model, not a curated record